UAUAAAACAGGAAAGGUACAGUGAAUUUUCUUAUCUAUUCUCCAAACGCAAGUCAUCUCAUCCGGGUAUAUUUUCAUAAACUUCCCUAACUCUAUUUUCUUUCUUUGUCCCUAUUUGACCUUUAUUAAUGGAUGCACUAGUGCUCAGCGAAUGUUUACGAGAGUGUAUGGAAAGUUACACCGAAAAAAUUAAUGAUAGAACAUUUAGUACUAAAUCAUAGUAAGUUCAUGGUUCAACCAUUUUGUAACACUAAAUCCGCCUACUAUUUAGUCUUCAGUAUUCGGUAUUUUCAGUCGAACUAACCAGUACAAUAGAGUUUCUUAAACCAUGCUGUCCAGGCCAAGCCGAAGCCGGUAUCCGGGUCCCUUAUCUUUAAAACAACCCACGUCAUAUUCGCGGCAAAUCAUGCACACGGGAAAGCGUGCCUCCUUCACAUCUCAUCUAACUCUCAUUCAUUUUCCACCCCUUUUUUUUUAAAUAAUUUUAUUUUCCUCUUCAGUUCAGUCUUCACAGAUCCCACUCCCUCAAUUAUAUUCAAAAUAAUACUACAAUCCCACCACCAAGCCACCAACUGCCAAACUAAUCCAUUUUUGACUUCCCUCCCUCCCUCCCGUUCCUCCGCAAUCCGUUCCCAAGCAGAAGCAAAGAAGAAAACAAACAAAGAGUAUACUUCCAUGGAAGAGUCCUCAGCUCAACGCCGCCUCGAGACCGUUCAGAGCCACUUGCUCCACGGCGGAGACGAUCGGUCGCUUCGUUUGGAACCUAACUUCACCGCCUCGUUGCAGUUCGUGAACAGUCAUACGUACAGCGUAAGUCUGCCGGAGAAAUUGCAGACUGGGAAGUGGAAUGUUUACAGAUCCGUGCGGUCUCCGUUGAAGCUUAUGAGCAGGUUUCCUGAUCAUCCAGAGAUUGGGACAUUGCACGAUAACUUUCAACAUGCUGUUGAGAAUUAUCGAGAUUACAAGUAUUUGGGGACGCGAAUUCGGCAGGAUGGAAAAAUUGGAGACUACAUGUGGAUGACAUAUGGAGAAGCUGCUACUGCCAGGGAAGCGAUAGGUUCUGGCCUUCGUUAUAAUGGCUUGGACAAGGGAGCUUGUAUUGGAACUUAUUUCGUAAACAGACCAGAAUGGCUGAUCGUGGAUCAUGCUUGUGCAGCAUAUUCAUACAUCUCGGUUCCCUUAUAUGAUACUCUUGGUCCAGAUGCAGUUAAGUUUGUGGUGAAUCAUGCUGAUGUGCAAGCCAUCUUUUGCAACCCUGCGACCUUGAACACUCUGUUGACAUUUGUCUCAGAGAUUCCAUCAGUGAGGCUCAUAGUGGUUGUUGGGGGUGUAGAUGAGAACUUACCAUCGCUGCCUUCUUCUGGAGUCAAGCUCAUAUCUUAUCUGAAAUUGAUUGGUGAGGGCCGCAGCAGCCUACAACCUUUUAUUCCUCCUAGACCUGAAGAUGUCGCAACCAUAUGUUACACCAGCGGUACAACUGGGACGCCGAAGGGAGUUGUCUUGACACAUGGAAACUUGAUCGCAAGUGUUGCUGGUUCCAGUUUGUCUAUCAAAUUCAAUUCUUCAGAUAUUUACAUAUCUUACCUUCCUUUGGCACACAUCUAUGAACGAACCAACCAAAUAUCAGCCGUGUACUAUGGUGUUGCUGUUGGCUUCUAUCAGGGGGACAGUUUGAAGUUGAUGGAUGAUUUGGCUGCUUUAAGACCUACAAUAUUCUGCAGUGUCCCUCGGUUGUAUAACCGGAUAUAUGAUGGGAUCACAGCUGCUGUGAAGACUUCUGGAGCGUUAAAGGAGAAACUUUUUAAUGCUGCCUUCAACUCAAAGAAGCAAGCAUUAAUGAGUGGUCGGACUCCAUCACCAAUGUGGGAUAGAUUGGUUUUCAAUAAAAUAAAGGCUAAGCUAGGAGGGCGGGUUCGGCUUAUGGGAUCAGGCGCUUCACCCCUGUCUCCUGAUGUUAUGGACUUCCUGAGGGUGUGCUUUGGAUGUCAAGUGCUUGAGGGAUAUGGAAUGACUGAGACGUCUUGUAUCAUAAGCAUUAUGGAUGAGGGUGACUAUCUAUCUGGUCACGUUGGAUCUCCAAAUCCUGCUUGUGAAGUAAAACUGGUGGAUGUUCCUGAAAUGAAUUACACCUCACAAGACCAGCCUUAUCCUCGCGGCGAAAUAUGUGCUAGGGGUCCAACCAUCUUCCAGGGCUACUACAAAGAUCAAACCCAGACAAGAGAAGUAAUAGACGAGGAUGGAUGGUUACAUACAGGAGAUAUUGGACUAUGGCUAGACGGAGGCCGCCUCAAGAUUAUUGAUAGGAAAAAGAACAUCUUCAAGCUCGCACAGGGCGAAUACAUAGCUCCAGAGAAGAUCGAGAAUGUUUACACCAAAAGCAGAUUCGUUGGCCAAUGUUUUAUCUAUGGUGAUAGCUUCAACUCAUCCUUGGUCGCCAUAGUAUCGGUAGACCCAGAUGUGUUGACAGAAUGGGCAACUUCCCAAGGGAUCAAGGCUGACGAUUUAGGCCAACUAUGCAAGGAUCCAAGAGCUAGAGCGGCAGUCCUUGCUGACAUGGAUUCAAUAGGAAGGGAAGCACAGUUGAGAGGUUUCGAGUUUGCCAAGGCUAUAACUCUUGUUCCUGAGCCAUUUACCCUGGAGAACGGGCUACUAACUCCAACCUUCAAGAUUAAGAGGCCUCAGGCGAAGGACUGUUUUGCCAAAGCCAUAACUGACAUGUACGACGAGCUUUCUGCUUCCGACCAUCAGACUCCGACCUCGAAGCUGUAGCUAGACAGUCAGAUGAGUCGUUCAUUGGUUGGUUAUCCGAUUAAAUUAGUGAAACAGAAUUUGCUCUAGAAAAUAAUCCACACCCAAAAAUCCAACAAUAAGAAGCAUAUAAUAAUUCGUAACUCGUUAACUUUUGAGAUGAAAUGGGGGGUUUUUGGUUGGCGGGGGUGAGGUGUAAUAUUCCCAAACUGUUGUAAAUUAAACCCUGAACUGAAUCUGGGAUGCACAAAAUGGUAAGAUACAUCACAUCUCUUGGUUGGGGCAAUAGUUACGGAUACAGCAGAUCUUAACUACUAAGUUGCAGUUUUCCUCCUUCCACAAUGCAUCUUCUUGACCAGCUCGUCCGAACACCAAACGGAUGAUCAACAGUUCCUUGUCAAAACGACGACGUAGGAGCUCGAGCCCCUGAUGGCUCGUAGUAUGCGUUCCUCCACGUUUCCACCUCGGCCCAGGUCUUCCACGUCGCUGUCCCUAAACGACUUGAUUCGUUUUCUGCGGAGUGUGGCGCACAGAUGGUCUACAAAAGUGUUGCGCACAUCCACACCGCGGAAGCUUAUGAAGACGUCAUGUUUCGAUUGCCACGAAGACUGAGACGGAGUUGGAUUAGUCAUGGUUGCACGGAAGCGACCUUGAUGAUGGGGUUUGGAAGGUGACGGACGCAUAGUAGCGAACAAAGCCUUGAGCCAGUGACUAGUUUUGUAUGCUGAAAAGGCAAUGAGUAAAGAGUAAUAUUUUAG
Molecule: messenger RNA, 3505 nt
Organism: Linum trigynum
Lineage: Eukaryota; Viridiplantae; Streptophyta; Magnoliopsida; Malpighiales; Linaceae
Source: the annotation of a GenBank genome assembly